UCUCAGGUGUGCACAGUGGGCGGCUGGGCUGGCUUCGUUCAGAGAUGAGCCUGGCCUGGUGCCUCCUUUUGUCUUCCACAGUGUUGCAAGCUCAGUUAUUGCUGUAUCAGAAGGAGCCGUUCCACUUUGUGAAUACUGGGCGCACGGCAGAGAUCCAGUGCGUGUCUACGGAAACAAUUUCCUCUGGAAUAAUGUUCAGUUGGUACAAAAGAAGAGAGAAUGAAAUAUCUGUUUUAAUUGCGAAGUGCGCUGGUAUGGCAAACAACGCAAAAUUUAUUUGUAGAGUGGAACAAGAAAAGUUGAUCUUGAAAAUCUCCAAUCUCAGAACAGAGGAUUCUGGCCUGUAUUUCUGCGGAACGAGACAGGAUGGCUUUUUCUCCUUCAGCAAUGGGUCUUCUCUGAUCGUUGGAGAUAGUUACACUCCAAGGACCCAGGUGGUGCUUCUGCUGCCUCCUGCACCACCAGCUCCCACCCUCAUGCACGCCGGCCACGUUGCUUGUGUGGUCCGUGGAGUCUCCAACCUGGUCCAGGUGUCCUGGGAUGUCCCCGGGGAACUCCAGCAAGAGGGCCUGACUCGGCUGGUGAAAAGCAGCAGCGGCUCCCUCACCUUCGUCAGCGUCCUUCAGAUCCCCAGGGACUCGCAUUGGGGUGGGAAGAACGUCACAUGCCAAGUCAGAUUCAACUCUUCCGGCCCCAGCAUAAAGAAGAGCGCCACCUUCCCAGCACCAACAGUCGAACAUUCACAUUGGGGGCACAUGAAAAACGCAAAGUCUGUUUAUGUCUGA
This is a messenger RNA of Eublepharis macularius, 785 nucleotides long. RefSeq lists its product as uncharacterized. The coding region runs from base 45 to 785 and encodes 246 amino acids. NCBI's taxonomy places the organism in Eukaryota, Metazoa, Chordata, Lepidosauria, Squamata, Eublepharidae. The transcript has 4 exons. The record is from RefSeq and is a predicted model, not a curated record.